Molecule: messenger RNA, 1488 nt
Organism: Dovyalis caffra
Lineage: Eukaryota; Viridiplantae; Streptophyta; Magnoliopsida; Malpighiales; Salicaceae
Source: the annotation of a GenBank genome assembly
AUGAGGAAGCAAGCCACCGACCCAAUUCAAAUAACAAAAGAUGUUGAAAAUAUUACAGGCAGUACCGAAGAAGAGCAACCUUUGAGUCCAAUGGCUCGUAUGUUUCAUGAAUCUGACUCCAAUGUGUACAUCAUUGUCAUCAUCUGCUUUAAGACCCAAAUCAAUCCCGAAGUUAUUAAAGCAAACUUGGUGCAUACUUUGCUGACGCAUCCUCGUUUCUAUAGUUUGCAGGUUGCAGAUGAGAAAAAUGGAGGGGCGAUAAAAUGGGUUAGAACAAAGGUUGAUUUGGACAACCACGUUAAAGUCCGUACACUGAACCAUAAUGUGGACUCACCUGAUAUGUACGUUGAAGAUUAUGUCUCUAACCUGAGCAAAACUAAAAUCAGUAUGUCAAUGCCGAUGUGGGAUCUCCACCUCCUCAACAUCAAAACCUCUGACGCUGAAUCUGUAGCCGUUCUCCGAGUCCACCACUCCAUUGGAGAUGGAACAUCUCUCAUGUCACUUUUCAUGUCUUGUACCCGCAAAGUAUCUGAUCCUGAGGCACUUCCAACACUUCCAAUUACAAAGAAAGAGAAACCCGACAGUUCUAGUGGAGGGUUUUUCCAAAAUUUCAACAAGGUUUUUUUGUUGUUGGUGAUGUAUUGGAAUACUCUAGUUGAUGUUGUAAUGUUUUUCGUUACAAUUUUCUUCUUGGAGGAUACAAAAACACCCCUCAAAGGUCCAGUCGGCGUUGGAUCUACUCCUCGGUGGAUUGUUCAUCGAACUGUGAGUUUGGAUGAUGUUAAGCUGGUGAAAAAUGCUAUGAAAGCUACGAUCAACGAUGUGAUGGUGGCAGUCACACAAGCAGCUCUAUCUCGUUAUCUCAAUAGAAAAUAUGGUAAGAACAAGAAGGGUAGAAGAGGGACAGAAGGAAAUAACAAUCUUCCAAAGAACAUUCGUCUAAGAGCAACUUGUUUCGUGAAUUUAAGGCCAUAUCUAGGAAACCAAGAUGCUUCUGACAUGAUGGAAAGUAGUAGUAAAGUGAAGUUGGGCAACAUGAUCGGUUAUGUUCUUUUUCCCUUUACAAUUGCAUUGCGAGAGGAUCCUUUAGAAUAUGUUCGCAGCGCUAAGGCAACUGGGAAGAGGAAGAAAGCUUCUCUUGAAGCUAAAUGCACAUAUUUCAUGGCAAAGUUUUUUCUCAAAUUCUUUGGCACAAAGUUGGCAAGCUUUCCAACUCAAACUACCUUGUGGUUCUCGAAUGUGCCUGGUCCUCAGGAAGAAGUCACUUGUUUUGGCCAUCAAGUGGCCUACAUAGCUCCCACUUGCUAUGGUCAACCUAAUGCACUGAUGAUUCAUGUUGUGAGUUAUGCGAACAAAAUGAAAAUCAUCUUAUCAGUUGACGAAGAGAGAGUUCCUGAUCCUCAUCAACUCUGCGAUGAUCUUGAAGAAUCUCUUAAGCUAAUCAAAGAUGUUGUCAUAGAGAAAGGGCUGGUUAAAUGUCCUGUCUAA